Molecule: messenger RNA, 1578 nt
Organism: Daphnia magna
Lineage: Eukaryota; Metazoa; Arthropoda; Branchiopoda; Diplostraca; Daphniidae
Product: pollen-specific leucine-rich repeat extensin-like protein 1
Exons: 3
Coding region: 141-1322 (393 amino acids)
Cellular component (GO): extracellular matrix
Source: RefSeq, a predicted model, not a curated record
UUUUUUUCUUUGUGGGGAGCCGGAAUUGAUCCACGUAGAGAGGACUGACUUCCUAAACCAUUUGCUAUAAAAGCCUUCGACAUCAGAGGAAAAAGACAUCAGUUUCUAAACUGUAACAACCAACCCACAGCUCCUCCAACAUGAAGUUCCUCUUUUUGAUUGCUGUUUUGGCCGUAGCUGCCGCAUACGAUUCUCCAAGCUACGAAUCCAUGAAGUACGAGGCUCCUAAAUACGAAGAACCCAAAUACGAAGCCCCUAAAUAUGAGACUCCCAAGUACGAGGCUCCCAAGUACGAGGCUCCCAAGUACGAGGCUCCCAAGUACGAAGCUCCCAAGUACGAGGCUCCCAAGUACGAAGCUCCAAAAACCGAGUCCCCAAAAUACGUGGCUCCAAAGUACGAAGAACCCAAAUACGAAGCACCUAAAUAUGAGGCUCCCAAAUAUGAGGCUCCCAAGUACGAAGCUCCCAAGUACGAAGCUCCAAAGACCGAGGCUCCAAAGUACGAGGAGCCAAAAUAUGAGGCUCCUAAAUACGAGGCUCCCAGGUAUGAGGCUCCCAAGUACGAGAGCCCGAAAUACGUAGCCCCGAAAUACGUGGCCCCAAAGUACGUGACUCCGAAAUACGAAGAAGUCAAAUACGAUUCUCGCCCCUACAAAUUCGGUUACAACAUCAAGGACGAAGAAACAUACUCUGAUUUCUCGUUCUCAGAGAAAAGUGACGGCAACGUAGUCAGCGGCUCUUAUCGUGUUGUCCUUCCUGACGGACGCACUCAGAUCGUCAACUACAGAGCUGACAAGAAUGGCAAUGUUGCUACCGUUACGUACGAAGGCGAAGCUAAAUACCCCGAAUUCAUCGAACCGGAGUACAAACCCAGCCGUUACGUUGCUCCAGUAUACUCCGCACCGGCGUACACGGCUCCAUCUUACGUCGCUCCGGAAUACAAGACUCCAGCACCCGUUUACUCCGCCCCGGCUCCGACUUACGCUACACCGGAAUAUAAGGCUCCCGUCACCGCUGCUCCCGCAUACAAAGCUCCUGUUUACGCAACUACGGAAUACAAGACUGAGGCUCCCACCUACACUACGCCUUCAUACAAAGCUCCUGCCUACCCCGCUCCGGUAUACGAAACCGCGGCCCCGGAAUACAAAGCUCCGGCUUACGUGGCCCCUACUCCAGCCAAUGUAGCUCCUGCAGUCACUUACGCAACUCCUGCUGCCACCUAUGACGUUCCGGAAUACAAGGUGGUCGUUACAGCAGCUCCAUCAGCUUAUCCUGCUCCGGAAUACAAGGCUCCAGAUCCCGCUUACGCUCCGGAAUACUAGGAUUUUCCCUGCCGAAUGUGUUCUGCCAUAUUUUAAUUAAUUUAAGACCGCGCUCAAAUUUAUUCAACGACAGGCCGAUCGAUGUUUCGUGACAGUCUGAGUUGUAAUUAUGUAUAAAUACAAGUUGUUCAACAAAAAAAUUACGUUACAUUCUUUGAUUUGAUAUACAACUACUAGCUACUUUCUACGUGAUCCAUCAACAGUUGAGCGUGUAUAAAAAUCCCAAUCUUGCAAAUGAAGUAUUUAAUUAAUAGAA